AUGAGGCAUAUGAAGUUCCAAAUUGAAGGCCGAUAUCAACCUAAUCAAAUCAGAUCAGAUAAUCAUCUUGACAAGAGAAUAGAAAUAGAUAAUAGCAAUAGAGAAUUAGGACAGUUGCCCAUGCAAUCAGAUUCCAACCCAAGAAAUAUGAGAGGACCAUUAAAUCAAUGCCAAGUCCAUCAAUUGGAACUUAACGACCAAAAUCGUGAAACAAUCAAUGGGAUCUCCAAAUUGAGAAAUGGUAAGGUACUUUCGGAUCCAUAUCACGCAGCUGUAGGUGAAGCAUAGGAUGAGGAGGAAGAAAUAGAAGCAUCAAAGGAAAUGAUUUCAACAAAAAAUAAGGGUAAGAAUAAGGAAGGUAUGGAACCCAACCCUUCCACAUAUACACCUCCGAUUCCAUUUCCAUAAGCCUUAUGUGAUGUCAAAUUAA
Spirodela intermedia is the source of this 430-nucleotide messenger RNA. Lineage: Eukaryota; Viridiplantae; Streptophyta; Magnoliopsida; Alismatales; Araceae. The record is from the annotation of a GenBank genome assembly.